AUGCCCCUCUCACACCUCACACUGACUGUCUCACAUCUACCCACCUCGACAUCAUUCUUCCUUGCAUGUCUCCAACCGCUUGGAUAUCAAUAUAUCGGACGACAUGACGAGUUUAUUGGAUUUGGAUCCAAAGCCGACGAGCCGGCCGAUUUCUGGCUUUCGCAAGAACGGCCAGGAACCCCUGCCGGUGCAGUUCACAUCGCCUUCCCGGCACCAUCAAAAGAAGCCGUGAACGCUUUCUUCGUCAACGCCUUAAAAGCCGGCGGUAAGAUCCAUGGUGAGCCUAAAACCAGAGACCACGAGAGCGGAUACUUCAGUGCCGCUAUCAUAGACUUUGACGGCAACAGCAUCGAGGCCGUUUAUCGCCCUGAUGUUACGACACGCUCGCAAACCGGAGGACCAACUUUUCAAAAGGUCAAAAACGAUACUGUGGUCUCGCGUGCUCGGUCAACCAAGACCGAAACUGUCGUACGUGCCAAGACUGUCUAUGCGAUUAAUGAUAUUCCCCCGUCGCAAGUCAGAUCGCUACAUGAUCAGCAUCUGCAGCAGUCAUAUCCGUUGCCGUCGCAAGGGGAGAACUCAAAUAUCACAGCAAAGACCAUCAUUGGCACUCUCCUCGGCGCAACCGCUGGUGCCGCUAUCGCAUAUGCCAUGGUGAAAGGCGACUCCUCAAGCUCUCAACCACCAGCCCCUCCCUCGGGUCCAUCUCCGCCAUCCCAAUAUGCUCAGCAACAGCAACCAAUACAGCAGAUGCCCCUGCAACUACCCAUGUCGAUGCCCAUCAUUCCCAUGCUAGGACCUGCACCCUCAGCGCCAGCACUACAAGAACCCCCCACCUACCGUGCCCUCGAAGCUCCUCCGCCCGCUCGAAGCACAUACACAGCCAACGACGCAAUAUCUGCCUUCACACGAUCUGCCACUUCCAAAAGCCCACGCGCCGACACCAUAUACGAGGAUACCGAAUACUACCCUCCCGUCGACGGGCCGCGCGGAAGCGUCUAUUCCCAAGAAACCAGCGGAAUACGUCGCUCUUCCAACGGAAGCGUGUACGCAACCCGCGACAUCCCCAUUCGAGCAAUCGAUUAUCCCGGAUCGCAAAAGGGGCGGUCGCAGUCAUAUCCCUGCGACCCCAGUACCUUGAUCAGCAGUUACGCUGAGAACUCGCGCGCUCAGCUACAGGGCCAUAUCAUUGGCGACGCCGAGACGGAGUUUUCGUCAAUAUCAACCAUCAAACCGGCCAAAUCGAUGCAUUCGUCAUCAUCAUCGUCCGCCCAUCGCAACAAAUCAUCCCACCACCAUUCCCAUACCUCCUCGCAUUCUCCACCACAACAAUCGCAAUCAAUCCUCUCUCAAUCCCCAUCCUCACAUCGCUCCUCCAAAUCCCACGCGAGCAAACACUCCCACAAUCAUCGCCACCUUCAUCCCGACGAAACCUACUCCUCAACCUCAUCGUCUCGCUCCGCCCACAAGACUCCUUUACCAGACAGCAAACCAACCUCCGUGGCCUCCUACUCACAUCGCUCUAGCACCUCUAAACGCAGCAAAUCCCACACAUCGCCGCACGCCAUCCCCCUGCCGGCCUCCACAGCCCCGAGUACCAUCUUCCUUGACGCCGUAGACAUCGACGUCGCCAACACCGCACUCACGCCAGACGACAGCAUCAGCCAAGUGGGCAUAAACCCUUCCCCUUCAGACCACAAACAAUCUCGCUCAAAACCCAGCUCCUCGUCAUCGUCGACAUCCAAACGAUCAUCGAACACGAAGAAAUUCGACGAGCCAGUGCGCCCAAGUGACAGUAUAAGCCAGGUCUCAAGCAAUCAUUCGCGGACGACCGAGCGGACUGUCAAGGCGUAUUCGAAGAGCGGGUCGAGGGGGAGUCAUUAUUAA
This is a messenger RNA of Talaromyces proteolyticus, 1887 nucleotides long. RefSeq lists its product as uncharacterized. The transcript is spliced from 2 exons. The record is from RefSeq and is a predicted model, not a curated record. Lineage: Eukaryota; Fungi; Ascomycota; Eurotiomycetes; Eurotiales; Trichocomaceae. Bases 1 to 1887 code for a protein of 628 amino acids.